AUGGGUGGAAUGAAAUUUGAAUACGAUGAAAGUGGAGGGAAAUUUUAUUAUUUUCUUCUCUCUGUUUAUGCUUUAAUUCUUAUACCGGCAACAUAUUGGUUAUGGCCUAAGGCAGAAAAAAGAAAAACUGUACCACAUCCUGAAGAUACAUCGAAUUUUGCUCCAUGUCGUCAUAAACAUCAAUUAUUACAUGCAAAUGAACCUAAUCGAAGACGACGAGCAAUAAUAACUAAAAUUGGUUUAAUCUUAGCAUGGAUUAUUUUAUUAGUUCUUGCUUAUCGUGUAUCAUUAAUUGAAAUUGAACAUAAAGAAUAUGAUCCAUUUGCAGUAUUGGAUAUUGAUCGAGAAGCAACAAUCGGUGAAAUAAAACGAGCCUAUCGUGAUUUAAGUAAAAAACAUCAUCCAGAUCGUGGUGGAGAUCCAGAAAAAUUUAAAGAAAUAGCUAAAGCAUAUAAAACAUUAACUGAUGACGAAGCAAAAGAAAAUUGGAAAAAAUAUGGAAAUCCUGAUGGACCAGGAGUAACACAUUUUGGUAUUGCUUUACCAAAAUGGUUAGUUGACCAUCAAAAUUCUAUAUUUGUUCUUUUGGUUUAUGCUGGUAUCUUUAUGAUUGUUCUUCCAGUUAUUGUUUGUAUUUGGUGGCAAAAAUCUGCUCGUUAUUCAGGUGAUCAAAUUUUAACUGAUACAAUACAACUUUAUUGGAUAUUUUUAAGUAAAACAUCAUCAAUUAUUGUUAAACGUGCAAUUAUGAUUCUUAGUGCAUCAAGAGAAUUUGAUCGAAAUCGUAAUCCACUUAUUAUUGAUCGAUUAAGUGAUAAUGUUGAAUUACCAAAAUUAUUUCGAGAAUUACCUGAUGUACAAGAAAAAACAAAAGAAAGACCAUUUCAACUACCAUAUUGUUUAAAAGCACGUACACUUCUUCAUGCACAUCUUCAUCGACUUAAUACAUUAAGUGAUAAUCUUGAAAACGAUAAAGGAUAUGUUGUUAAAAAAUCACCAUAUUUAAUUAAUGAAAUGAUUAAUAUUGAAGCUCAACUUGUUGCUAUGGGACAUGCUGGAAGAUUGAGAAAUGCUCCACGUCUUGAUACAAUUGAAAGUACAAUGAAAUUAUCACCAAUGAUUACACAAGCAUUAUGGCAUACGAAAAGUCCUUUACUUCAAUUGCCACAUAUCACUGAAAGUCAAUUAAGAUUUUUUGAAACAAAAAAACGAACAAUUAAAUCAGUACGACAAUUUGCAGCUAUGAAUGAUGAAGAACGUCGUUCUAUGUUACGUAGUAUUACGGAUGAACAGUAUGAUGAUAUCAUGAAUGUUCUUUCUAUUUAUCCACAUUUAACAAUGACUGUAUCAUGUGGAGUAUUUGAUGAUGAAGAUGAACAUAUAAUAACAACAGGUGCUGUUGUAACAUUAACAAUACAUUUACAUCGUGAAAAUAUGUCAAAUGUAUUUAACAAAGAAAUUGGAUCAAAUACAUCUGCUGCUAUAAAUACUCUUGAUUAUGAAGCAAAUGACGAACAAGCUGAUGAUAAAGAAAAUCGAGGAAAGACUAAUGAAACAUCCAAAACAACAUCGAAUACAUCAAAAGGUUGGAAUAAUAAAUCGGAUAAGAAAAAAAAAUCAAAAAAGAAAGGACAAACAACAUCAUCUAAAACGAACAAUAAUUCAUCGAAUAAACAAUUAACAACAACAACUAGCAAUAAAAAUCAAGCAAAAGGAACAGAAAAAGAUUCAAGUGAUGAUGAUUCAUCGAAACAUUCUGAUGAUUCUCCAUCAACAUUACGUCAACGUCAUGAACCAUCAAAAGAUGAAAUGAAUAAUAGUGAAAAUGAGAAUAAUGAUGAAGAAAAUCCUUCAAAUACAAUAAAAAAAUCACGAAAAAAUUCUGAUAAUGAUGAAGAUACAUUUCUUGAACGUUUUCAACAACAACAACGUAAACGUGAAACAUUAGAAACAAAAGCAAAAAUUAGUCAUCGAGUUUUUUGUCCAUUUUAUCCUGAAAUCAAACAAGAAUGUUGGUGGUUAUAUGUUGCUGAUAGAAAACAUUCUUCAUUAAUUAGUGCACCUGUGUAUUUAUGCACAUUAAAAGAUAAAGAAGAAGUUGAAAUUAAAUUUUCUGCACCAAAAACACCUGGUCAUUAUGUUUAUUCAGUUAUAUUAAGAUCCGAUUCAUAUUUUGAUGUUGAUGUUAUGGAAAAUCUUGCUUUUGAUGUACAAGCUGCCAAAGAAAUGGUUGAUAAUCAUCCACAAUGGGAUUUUAGUGAUGAAGAAGGAGCCGCAAAUAAUAAAGCUGAUGAUGAAGAAUUUGCCACCGAAAGUGACAGUGAUGAUGAAUAA
Rotaria sordida is the source of this 2334-nucleotide messenger RNA. Lineage: Eukaryota; Metazoa; Rotifera; Eurotatoria; Philodinida; Philodinidae. The record is from the annotation of a GenBank genome assembly.